This is a messenger RNA of Physella acuta, 738 nucleotides long. RefSeq names its product high-affinity choline transporter 1-like. Gene Ontology annotation, molecular function: choline:sodium symporter activity. The record is from RefSeq and is a predicted model, not a curated record. Gene Ontology annotation, biological process: transmembrane transport; choline transport; acetylcholine biosynthetic process. NCBI's taxonomy places the organism in Eukaryota, Metazoa, Mollusca, Gastropoda, Physidae. Gene Ontology annotation, cellular component: plasma membrane.
AUGUCCAUCAACAUCCCGUGUCUGGUUGCUGUCAUCAUCCUCUACAUCCUCAUCCUCAUCAUCGGCAUCAUCGCUGCCAGGAAGACAAACAAAGCCAAGGACACGGAGGAAGUGAUGAUAGCCAAUCGUAGCAUGGGGCUCUGGUUGUCGUUCUUCACCAUGACAGUGCUCCGAGUGUCUCAGCUGGUUCAUGCCUUAGGUGUAUCCAUGGUUACAUGCUUGAGCAAUGUGUUCUUUCCCCAGGCCUUCUACCAGCGUAUCCUGGCCAGCCAGAAUGUCAGGGUGGCCAUGUAUUCCACUAUCGGCGCCGCCGUCAUGAGUUCUGUUAUGGCCGUCCCACCUGCAUUGAUGGGAUAUGCUGGGGCAGCGGCAGACUGGAACCAAACUUCAUACGACGGACCGAUACCAAUACCAGACGACAGGAAAAGUUACAUCCUGCCCAUGACCUUGAACUACUUGGUGCCACUUCCGGUUUCAAUUAUCGGAAUGAGUGCCAUCUGUGCGGCCGUGAUGUCAUCGGCAGAUUCUAGUUUCCUGUCUGCAGCGACGGUGUUCACUAGAAACAUCUAUAAGGAAAUUAUCCGGACAAAGGCGACAGAUCGAGAGCUACUGUGGGUACUUCGUGUUUGUGUCGUCAUUUUUGGUGUGUUGGGGACGUUGAUUGCCAUUUUUGCUACAACCAUCUACGGGUUGUUUGUUCUUUGCAGGUGGGAAAUAAUACACUUUAUAUUUCGUUAA